AUGGCUUCGCAGGACGUAAGUGAAUAUGUCUUCCUACAUCAAAACGAAGAGACUCAUGGGGGUGGGCCUGCUAGAACUACCAAGAGAAUCACACCGAGAAGCAAGCAGGAUUAUUAUACCCCAGCUCACCAUAAUGUUACGUCCAAAACGAUUACAGGAGAAACCAUCGAGGUGAAUUCCGACCCCGACACGCUACUGCUGAUUGUUCCAUAUGUGGCUUGCAUCAAAGAUGUAGUUGGUAGAGGGCUAGGGAGAUAG
Messenger RNA from Sclerotinia sclerotiorum 1980 UF-70, 258 nucleotides. RefSeq lists its product with no specific name. The record is from RefSeq and is a predicted model, not a curated record. Bases 1 to 258 code for a protein of 85 amino acids. The transcript is spliced from 3 exons. NCBI's taxonomy places the organism in Eukaryota, Fungi, Ascomycota, Leotiomycetes, Helotiales, Sclerotiniaceae.